AUGGAAAGGAAGUUAGACUUUAAGAUUACGAAAGAUGAUUCCGAAAAUACUUCUACUCCUAGGAAUAGACCUAUUUCUUUAGAGAGAAGAAAGUCUCAACUCAGUAUUGAAUACAGAACCCUUUCAAUUAAACUUGAAGAAUCUCGUACUCAAACUUUAGAAAAUAAAGAAAAGGAUCCAAGAAUAAAAAAAGAACUUGAAAUUGACUUUCAUAAAUUAUCUAUUCAUGAACUUGGUUUACGUUUUAACACUGAUACCUCUUCGGGUCUUACUUCUUCUACCGCUGCUCAAAGAUUACAACGUAAUGGAAAGAAUGUUAUAAGUCCUCCUGAUUCAAAAAUUUUUAAAAAAAUUUUUGGUUACCUGUUUGGUGGUUUCUGUCCUUUAUUAUGGUUUGCUUCCUUAAUUUGUUGGCUCGCCUGGCAACCUCUUGGAAAUCCUCCUGAUAAAACGAAUAUGGGUCUUGCUAUACUUCUCUUAAUCGUUAUCUUCCUUCAAGCUAUUUUUAAUGGUUAUCAAGAUUGGUCUUCCAGUGCUGUUAUGAAAUCAAUUAACAGUAUGUUACCAUCUACUGCUACAGUUAUACGUGAUGGUAAAACUCAAACCGUCCCUCUAUAUACUUUGGUUAUUGGUGACUUGAUUGUUUUAAAACUUGGUACUAAAGUACCUGCUGAUGUUCGUAUAAUACAUCAAGUUGACCUUAAAUUUGAUAAAUCAGUUUUAACUGGUGAGAAUAAACCAAUUGGAGCUAGCGUUGAUAUGACUGAUGAUAUUUACCUUGAAUCACGUAAUAUUGGUCUUAUGGGUACUCUCAUAACUAAUGGUGAAGGUUUAGGUGUAGUUGUAUCCACUGGUGAUCAUACUGUUAUGGGAAAGAUUGCUAAAUUAUCUUCAAACACUCGUCAAGAAAGUUCUAUUUUACAAAAAGAGAUUACUAAAUUUGUUAUAAUAGUUACUAGUUUGGCUAUAACUACCGCUGCAAUAACUCUUAUCAUGUGGGCAACUUGGUUAAGAGUUUCUUAUCCUACUUUUAUUAAUUUACCUGGAGCCCUUGUAAAUGCGAUUGGUGUACUUGUAGCUUAUGUACCUGAAGGUCUUCCAAUUGCUGUGACUUUAACUCUCACUUUGGUUGCUAGAAAAAUGGCGAGACAAAAAGUUUUAGUAAAAAAUUUAACUGUAGUUGAAACUUUGGGAUGUGUAAAUGUUAUUGCAAGUGAUAAGACUGGGACGUUAACUCAAAAUCGAAUGUUUGUGGAUAAAAUUCAUAUCGGUAAUAUUUCAUAUAAUCAAGAACAAUCUCUUCAAGCUAAAAAUUCAAAAUCUUCAGGAUUUUGUCAAUUAGUUUCUGUCGGUCGUCUUUGUAAUGCUGCUUCUUUUGAUCCUAAAACCGCUGAUCUUCCUAUUGAUGAAAGAGUUAUUUUGGGUGAUGGUACUGAUUCUGCUGUCCUUCGAUUUGUUACCAAGUAUGCUGUUGAUAAUUCAGAAAUUGAUAAAUUUGAUAAAAUUGCCGAGAUACCAUUUAAUUCAAAAAACAAGUGGAUGUUACGUGUAAUUAAACCUAAAGACAAUGACAAUGUUUAUGAUACUAAUAAACAUAUCGUGUUAAUUAAAGGUGCUCCUGACGUGUUACUCGGUAGUUGUACGCGUAUUAUGGACCCUGAUGGUACUGAAAGACCACUUGAUGAUAAAGCACGAGAAUCUUUAACAGAUAAACAAGCUGAAUGGAGUGGUGCUGGUACACGUGUCAUCUUACUCUGUCGUCGUAUUAUUACAAAUGAAAGUGAAAUUCCUUCAGAUACUAGUGACUUGGAAGCUCUUGGUCAACUUUCUUAUAAUUUAACUGCCAUUGGACUUAUGGGUAUUCUUGAUCCACCACGACCUGAAAUUCCUGAUGUUAUAAGAACUUGUCGUGGUGCUGGUAUUAGAAUCUUUAUGGUUACCGGUGAUUACUCCUUAACAGCCGCUUCUAUCGCUAAACAAGUUGGCAUCUUUACAGAUUCAGAGAACAGUCUACAUACAGUUACUGAUCUCGAUCAAUUACCUGAUAAAUUAGAAAUCGUUGUCGAACAUAAGGAACCGACUACAAGGGAAAAAAGUCCUAAAAAAGUAAAAUCACUUUUAUUAACCGGAACUGAUGUGGCAACCUUGUCUGAUAAACAAUGGGAUGAAGUUAUCACUUAUGAUGAAAUUGUAUUUGCUCGUACAACUCCUGAACAAAAAUUACGUAUAGUUCAAGAAUUUCAAAACAGAGAUUCAGUCGUUGGUGUAACUGGUGAUGGUGUUAACGAUGCACCUGCAUUGAAAGCUGCUAAUAUUGGUAUUGCAAUGGGAGGUGGAAGUGAAGUAGCAAUAGAAGCUGCGGAUAUGGUACUUUUAGACAAUAACUUUUCAUCAAUAGUGGUUGCCUUAGAAAGUGGUCGUCUAGUUUUUGAUAAUUUAAAGAAAGUCAUUCUAUAUUUAUUACCUGCUGGAUCAUGGUCCGAAUUGAUUCCCGUGCUUGUCAACGUAUUUUUGGGAGUUCCAUUACCAUUAUCAACAUUUUUGAUGAUUUCUAUUUGUGUGUUGACUGAUAUGCUUCCUUCCAUCGCUCUUAUGUAUGAAAAAGCCGAAAAAGAUGUACUUACACGUCCACCUCGAAAUCCAAAAACAUCACAUCUUGUCGACUGGAGAUUACUUGUUCACGCAUACCUCUUUUUAGGAAUGAUUGAAGCAUUCUUCUCACAUGUUAUGUAUUUCCGUUAUAUGCAGCAAUACGGUGGAUUUUCGGCAUCAGAUCUAUUAUUAGCUUUUGAUAAGUGGUCAGAUGGAUAUAAAAAUUAUUCACAAGAUCAAUUAAAUGAAUUUAUGUACACAGGACAAUGCGUAUUAUUUGUUAGUUUAGUUGUCAUGCAAGCUUGUGGAAAUGUUUUUGCAACUCGUACAAGAUAUUUAUCAUUAUUCCAACAUUUACCAGUUAAAAAACAAUCGAAAAAUUAUUAUAUUUUCGCAGCACAAGUUGGAUCUAUUCUUCUUGCUUGCUUCAUAAUAUAUACACCUGGAAUUAAUCAAUCUUUAAAUACUCGUCCUAUCCCUGUGGAAUUUUGGUUCUUCCCUCUUGUUUUUGCAGUUGCUAUUGUGAUUGUUGAUGAAAUUAGGAAAUUUUUCGUUCGUCGGCG
Dentiscutata erythropus is the source of this 3155-nucleotide messenger RNA. Lineage: Eukaryota; Fungi; Glomeromycota; Glomeromycetes; Diversisporales; Gigasporaceae. The record is from the annotation of a GenBank genome assembly.